This is a messenger RNA of Dovyalis caffra, 708 nucleotides long. The record is from the annotation of a GenBank genome assembly. Lineage: Eukaryota; Viridiplantae; Streptophyta; Magnoliopsida; Malpighiales; Salicaceae.
AUGAUAAGAUCAGCCACAAAUGCACGCACUCACACUCUCCUCCGCCUCUUCCAAUCUUCCACCACCGCCAUUGAAACAACCAGUCUCCUGUCCUUCCCCUCCUCGAAACCUCCUCCUUCCCAAACCCUAACCCGAACCCAUUUUCGCCCCGUAAACCCAUAUUCCCUUUACUUCCCCAGAACCUACAUUUCCCACAUACCCAUUGCCAUCAAAUCUGCAAUUUCCCGCGCCAAAAGAGAAAAAACAGUCAAAAACCAACUCGAAAAUUGCUACCUCUUAGCAGCUAUAAAAUGCACAGGCUUCACAGUCAAAGAAUUUCAAGACUUGAGACGUUCAUUACCUGAAUCAUCAAAACUCACUGUAGCUAAAAACACUUUGGUUUAUAAGGCCAUUCGAGGUACUCCUUGGGAAGUUUUAAAACCUUGUUUGACAGGAAUGAAUGCUUGGCUUUUUGUGCACACUGAAGAAAUACCUAAAGCUUUACAGCCUUAUGGAGAUUUUCGGAAGGAAAAGAAGUUAGAGAAUGAUUUUACCGGGGUUGUUUUUGAAGGAAAGUUUUAUGGGCCUGGUGAAUAUAAGCAAUUCGAAACUAUGCCGUCCCCAGCUGAGAUUUACGCUGAGAUUUUAGGGGCUUCACUGAAUCCUGUUAUUGGAUUGGUGGGUACUAUACAGGCCAGCGAGGGAUGUUGUUAUGGUUUUGAAGACUAA